Messenger RNA from Punica granatum (pomegranate), 4523 nucleotides. Lineage: Eukaryota; Viridiplantae; Streptophyta; Magnoliopsida; Myrtales; Lythraceae. The record is from RefSeq and is a predicted model, not a curated record.
CCCCCUCUUCUCUCUCUCUCUCUCUCUCUCUCUCUCUCUCUCUCUCUCUGUGUCGAAUGCAAUGCACAGCUUAGCUCAGCUACUGAGCUGCAACUGAAGGAAGGGCGAGAAACCUAGACAUGGCCACCAAGCCGAUCCUGUGAAGCUUCUGCAAUGCCUCCGCGGAAGAGAUCCACCUCAUCCUCCUCCUCUGCGAAGAAGUCCAACCAUCAGAACCAAAGCCCACAACCUUCCAAGUACGGCAUCCAGCAUUUCUUCGAUCGCCACUCUCAGCAGAACUCCUCUCAGAAUCUCCGGUCUGAUUCCGGUGAUUCGCGGUCGACUGCCGCGAGAAAUGUUCCGGGAAAUGAGCAGAACCCUAUCUCGGGUGGAGGCAGGGUCGUCCCCGUGGACGCUUCAGCUUCGACCGCUUCUACGUCGAAACCUGGCUGCUUGCAGGAUACGCUUCCGGAGGAUAAUGUGAUGGGAAAGUGUGGUGAUGGAGGAGAGAGUCCAAUUGAGGUUUCACCAGAGAUCUCCAAGUCCGUGCCCCUCAAACGCUUUAAGUUCUCUCCUGGAAUGUUGAUAAAACAGAGCCAGGAUGAUGGAGGUGAUGAGGUGACAUGGAAGAUAUCUCCUGUGAAUGAGCGCCUACAAGCAGUAUCAAAGAAAAUGCCAGAGAUGAUUAAAGUUUUGGCAGAAUCGUCAAAGCUCAACUCUUUGUACAUCCGUCAAUGUUCACAAGUUAAGAGUGCACCUGGUCCAACUGGCAAGGUUGAAAGAUGGCUCUCUUCACCAACAAGAAAUGCACCAUUAAUAUGUGCAAACAAGAUGGGAGUGAAAAGGGUCAAUUCAUGUUGGAAUCCAGAUAGCAAGGGGAGAACAACUGAGUUGAUCAGCUCUUGCUUUGCCAGUCUACAAAGUCCUUUCCAAACUCCAUCUUCCUGUCAACACAAGCCAGUUAAUAGAUGUGAAUGCAAUGAAGCAUGUAAUCAGCAAAGUUCAGGACAGCACAAAAAGGCACUUCUUGAACUAUUAGAUCAAGUAGAAGAUGCCAUUUCCAUUGAAGGUUCAGGCACCAGCAUAAUGGAAGCAUGUUUGGCAAAAGAUGAGGAUCAAGAAUGUUUUACUAUGCCAAGAGAAACUGGUCGGAAUGUGCAAGUUGUAGCAGAUAUCCCCAAAGCAGCGAAUGGUUCAUCUUUAGAUCGAAUAUUUCUUGUGUUGGAGGUUGCUGAGAAGCGUGGCACUGCUGAUUCACUGACUGCUGAUUGUCCAUAUAAGGUUCUUUGGCUAUUAAAUGAAAAGACUGGAGAGGAAAAGGUUGUUUGUCUAUGGGAUGAAUGGUUUUAUAGUAUCAUUUCACCUGGAGAUACAGUAAAUGUUAUUGGCCGAUUUGAUGACCAUGGGAAGUGUAAUGUGAAUCGAGGCAAUAAUCUCUUAAUUGUUCAUCCAGAUCUCCUGGUUUCAGGGACUCGGGUGGCUGCCAGUUUUGGUUGCCCUAGGAGAUCUGUUCUGGAUGAGAGAUUAAAAUGUAAUGAUUACUCCACUGCAGCUAUUGUUGGCACCAUGCUCCAUCAAAUUUUUCAGGCUGGACUGGUGAAGGAGAAUCUUACGAGGGAAUUUUUGGAAGAAUAUGCAAAUAUAGUGCUCCGAAAAAAUUUCGAGAAUCUAUUUGCUUGUGGAGCUGCUCAGAAAGAUAUACUUGAAACUUUGAUUGCGGCAAUUCCAAAAUUAUUAAAUUGGAUCAAUCUAUUCAGAGAUUCACAGUGCUCAAAAGCUUCUGAGGUUGAUUUUGGAUUAGAUGAUGGGACAAAGAAGAUUAAAAUUUCCGAGGUGAUUGAUAUUGAGGAGAUGUCAUGGGCUCCAAAUUAUGGCUUGAAAGGGAUGAUAGACGCGUCUAUUAGAGUAAAUGUCGAAGCAGAAACUGGAGUUAUAGAGAAGAUCAUGCCAUUAGAGUUCAAAUCUGGAAAAGGACCAAAUGGCCAGUCAUCUAUGGAACACACUGCUCAGGUGAUCUUGUACACUCUCCUCAUGUCUGAAAGAUACCUGAAGCCAAUCGAUUCUGGCCUUCUGUACUAUCUUCAGUCAGAGCACACUCAGGGUAUUGCUGUUCGAAGAUCCGACUUGGUGGGGUUGAUCAUGCGUCGCAAUGAACUAGCAAAUGAUAUUCUGAAGGCACUGACAGCCCAGCAGCUUCCCCCGAUGUUGCAGAGCCCAAGCAAGUGUAAAGGCUGUCGUCACCUGAAUGUUUGUACUAUCUAUCACAAGGCACAUGGUGGUGGCAUGGAAACCAGUGGCCUCAGUCAUCUGUUUGAUGCGUGUACUAACCACUUGACAGCUGACCAUUAUGAUUUCCUCAAGCAUUGGGAUCGGCUGAUUGAUUUAGAAGCUAAGGAUGCAGAGCUUGGGAGGAAGAAGAUCUGGCGAUCUAGGAAUACAAGGCACAAUCACUUAACCAGUUCCCUUUCACCUAUUGUUCUUGACACUGUUGAGCUUCCCAACAGUAAGCAUAUCAAGGAUGGCCGCUUUCACUAUCGCUUUGUGCGCCAAGAUCUUCCUUUGGACAAAAUUGAAGCAUGUCCCAAAGACAAUAUUACCAGUGCUGCCGCCAAUUUGUCAUCAAAUGAUUCGGCUUGCACCCUUAGAAAGGGGGACCUUGUGAUUCUUACCACUGAAUCUGACUGCCAAGCAAUAGCGAGUGGAGUCAUCUCAGAGAUCAGCGGGUCUCAUAUUUCUGUUUCUUUCUCCAAGCGACUACGACUUCCUCAGAGACUCUCCUCUGCAUCUAAUCUCAUUCACGAGGUUUGGCGUAUUGACAAGGAUGAAAUUAUGACUUCAUUUGCUGUUAUGAGGUUCAACCUCAUCCAGCUAUUUCUGGAAAAUGCCUGGAGUUCUCACCUUAGGAGGAUGAUUGUGGACCUCGAAGCUCCAAGAUUUGAUAGUGGAUGCAUAUUCAGUCAAGAUCCUGCAAUAUCUUAUGUGUGGUCAGAAGGGAACUUGAAUGAUGAUCAACGUCGUGCAAUACUUAAGAUACUCACAGCAAGGGAUUACGCUCUAAUUCUUGGAAUGCCUGGAACUGGCAAGACAUCCACGAUGGUGCAUGCUGUAAAGGCCUUGCUAAUAAGAGGUGCAUCCAUUCUGCUCACAUCAUACACGAACUCUGCGGUUGAUAAUUUGCUUAUCAAAUUGAAGGAUCAGGGAAUUGACUUUCUUCGCAUUGGAAGGGAUGAAGCUGUGCAUGAGGAAGUCCGGGACCAUUGCAUUUCUGCAAAUGAUAUGCAAAGUAUAGGCAACAUAAAGCAAAGACUCAAUGAAGUCAAAGUUGUUGCGGUCACUUGUCUGGGGAUAACUAGUCCUCUACUCACCAACAAGAGAUUUGACAUAUGUAUUAUGGAUGAGGCUGGCCAGACAACCCUUCCUGUAGCACUGGGGCCCUUGAUGUUGGCUUCAACAUUUGUCCUUGUCGGUGACCAUUAUCAGCUGCCUCCACUUGUUAAGAGCAUGGAGGCACAAGAAAAUGGACUAGGUAUCAGUUUGUUUUGCAGGCUCUCGGAAGCUCAUCCUCAAGCAAUUUCAGCUCUGCAAAGUCAGUAUCGCAUGUGUCAAGGCAUCAUGCAACUGGCAAAUGCAUUGAUAUAUGGUGAUAGACUACAGUGUGGUUCUUCAGACGUUGCAAAUGCCAAACUCAAGUUUUCCAUGGUGAAGCCCUCCAAAUUUUGGCUAAAGGAGGUUCUUGAUCCAACUCGACCAGUUGUAUUCAUGAAUACUGAUCUGCUGCCUGCUUUGGAGGAGAAAGAUCACAAGGCUGUGAACAAUCCCAUAGAAGCCUCUAUUAUUGCAGAGGUUACAGGGGAACUUGUAAACAACGGAAUCAUGGGGGAAGAAAUCGGUAUCAUCACUCCCUAUAACUCCCAAGCGAAUCUCAUCCAAGCUGCUGUGACAUCAUCUGUGGAGAUUCACACCAUCGAUAAAUACCAGGGAAGGGAUAAAGACUGUAUACUGGUUUCAUUCGUUCGCUCCUGUGAGAAGAUGAAGCAUCGUAAUUCUUCAAUCCUUGAAGACUGGCAUAGAAUCAAUGUGGCUCUUACCCGAGCAAAGAAAAAGCUAAUUAUGGUGGGGUCGUGUAGAACACUGUCGAAGUGGCCCUUGCUGAAGCUUCUCAUGGAGAAGGUUGAUGAGCAGUCAGGCUUGUUAAAUUUGUCCAGAGAGGAUCUUGGCAUCACCACCACCAACACCAGCAGCAGCAGGCUGCGAGAACCAGCAGGCUCCUGAGUGUUGGGGUGUUAUUGUGCCUAUAAUCACAGAGCGUCUCCUUCGUUCUUCAAGGCUAUCUUCGUGUUGGCUGAAUGAGAUGGAGUAGAUGGCCGUCUCCUGUGUAAAUGUCGGAGAUGUAUAUAUAUCUAUAAUGAGAUGCCCUUGUGCCUUUUCUUGGAUUCAGAGGGAAAUGGGAACGAGAUUCACCCAACCAGAACGGUAACAUCGUUAUCAAAUGAGAGUAUUUGGUUGCAUCCUGAUGAUAUAUAAUUACCUCAUAAUUCAAACUA